AUGCAGCCCUCGUCAUCAUACUCUGAAAGCGAUCCCAUGUUUGUCAGCCCAAUCCGGGUGUUGCGAACUUCUGGGAAAGUCCAAGUCGGAAAGGACCUAUCCCAUCUUACCUUGAUCUAUGAGGAAUCCGAACCUACUCCCGAGUUAGUCUUGGACUACGGGCGAUGUGAGGGCGGAUUUCCUGUCUUUGACAUCACUUCCGUCUCGGCACCUGACGGCCAGUCAGAGGUCACGUUUAAGGUCACUUAUAGCGAGACUAUUGAAGGAAUUGAUCAUGAGCAAGGCGACGGGCCCUUUUUCUUGUUCUCUAAUGCUAUGGAUUGCUACAGGGUGUGCACUCACCAUGCCAGUGUUUCUCAGCACAGGCAGACUGUAAAGUCUCGGUUUAUUCAAGCCUCCCAGAGAUAUCAGAAGAUCACGCUGAUUGAACCUAACACAAGCCUUGUGUUUUCACGAGUCGCUUUCCAUGCAGUACGACCACAAGCUACAUUGAAAGCCAAGUUCCAUUGCAGCGAUGAAACGAUCAACCGCAUCUGGAGCGAUGGUGUGCGCACGGUUGAUAUGUGCACUGUCGAGCGCGAAGAGACUGUGCCAGCCUGGGAGGUUGUUGAUGAGGGGACACGUGUCUUUGCAGGCCACUGGGCCCCUUGCCGACAGGGAACGCGGUGGUCCAACAAGAAAGUGACGUUUCAAGCAAAGGUCGAAGAAUGCGGAACCAGUUGGGCGGUUCGUAUGAUUACGAACGGUCUAAUCUUCUGUUUGGACACGCGAAGUCGAAGGUUGUCAGCUGUGGAAGGACUGGCAAGCCAAUCAUGCAUUAUACCUUCGAUUGAACGCGGAUCAUGGGAGUUACCAGACGCCCUGGAUUUGUCGGGGUGGUUCACUGUUGAGACUGUCGCAUUCAACGACAGUUUAAGUGUCACCAUACAAGGUCAAGAAGUGGCUACCGUCACAGGUAUCCAUGUCAAAGCGAUGCUAGGUGACAGACUCGACAAUAUUGGUUCAGUUGCGUUGGGAGGGCCGCCUGGAUGGACCACUCUCUAUCGAGAUCUCUUAGUCGAAAGCCUCGAUGGCCAGACGCUAUACCAGAACUCCAUGUUACCCAGAGACGCUGAGCGAACUUUCGCUGACUUCCAAGUGGGAACAAACAAGCUUCCUUGCAUCAUAGACGGGGCCAAACGAGACAGAGCCUGCUUCGGCGGCGAUGUGUUCGUUACUGGCCGCUCUCUUGCCCACUCUACCGCCAACAUCGAUGCUUGGAAAGGCUCUAUUGAACUCUUGCUCAGCCAUCAGAAUAAGGAUGGCUAUCUUGGCAAUCUGUGUCCGAUACAGGCCCCGGAACACACGGGACCUGACGAGCCACCGUACUACGGACACUACUCUCUGACUUAUGCCUUUCUACUGGUGGUAUCAAUCAAAGACCACUGGAUGCACUCAGGUGAUCGAGCCCUCGUGGAUAAAGUCUUCCAUCAACUGCAGCGCCAAAUAGACUUCACCAGGAGAUUUUUGAACAGUGAUGGACUCGUGGACGCACCACCAUAUCUUUCGAUGACUUGGUUUCCCAUGGGAGGUCCCAUCUUUGGCGUCUCCACAGGCUUGAACCUUGCCUACCUUGACGCCCUCAACGGCAUGGCACUGAUGUCAUCAGACAGAGAAACAGAAUCGAUGUAUUUAUCCCACGCUACGUCUCUGAGAGAGACGAUAAUCCGCCUUCUUUGGAAUGGUGAACGCGGCACAAUGCGCCCAGCGCUCUCUCUUGAGGCCGAUGGGGUUUUUCAAGACGUCAAUGCCUACGCAGCCACUCUAGGCGUCUCACCACACGAUUCACGGACAGCCAAAAAUAUCUUCCCAUCUGAUGGUUCCCUCCCUCCAGUAUUCCGGGGCGUCGAUAAAUGGAACAAAUUCGGCUUGGCGAGUCCAUAUGCGUCUGGAUUUGCUCUAGAAGCCUUGUUUGCCAAGAACGAGGGAGAGAGGGCGAAAGAUCUGCUUUUUAAAGUAUGGGGGGCAAUGGCAAACCAAGACAACCCCAACUACUCUGGAGCUCAUUGGGAGGCGAUCAAGACCGAUGGCACACCUUUCAAUCACGAUGUCUCGCUGGCUCACGGAUGGUCUACAUGGCCAGUCUUCCUCUUGCCUCGAUAUCUUGCAGGGCUCUAUCCGCUUGAAGCGGGCUGGAAGAAGAUCGGAGUGGCACCAGUUCUCGCAGGUCUAGAUAUGGUAGAAUACUCGCUUGAAACGCCUCAAGGAAAUGUGAGGGUUUGUCUGUAUAUAGAUGAGCCGAAGAAGACUGGUGUGAUCAAGGUAUUGGUACCUGAGGGCACCACGGCUGUGGUGGAGGCCCCGAACGGUUGGACACUUGCAACUGAAGGUUCAAUACAGGGCGACGGAACAGAGGUCUCAGUUGAGAUUUUAGGAUAA
Fusarium sp. VM40 is the source of this 2418-nucleotide messenger RNA. Lineage: Eukaryota; Fungi; Ascomycota; Sordariomycetes; Hypocreales; Nectriaceae. The record is from the annotation of a GenBank genome assembly.